Hibiscus syriacus is the source of this 1503-nucleotide messenger RNA. Its product is annotated as pheophytinase, chloroplastic-like. The transcript has 9 exons. Gene Ontology annotation, cellular component: chloroplast. The record is from RefSeq and is a predicted model, not a curated record. NCBI's taxonomy places the organism in Eukaryota, Viridiplantae, Streptophyta, Magnoliopsida, Malvales, Malvaceae. Bases 205 to 1329 code for a protein of 374 amino acids.
GCAUGGCUUGGAGUUUGCCACAACUCCUCGAGUUACACCAGCCACAGAACUGGCCGGCUCAAAAUCCUUAACCUCUAAGAACCAACUCUUUAAAUAUCAUCCCUGUUUCCACUUGUCUCUUCCUUUAACUUCUUAGCCAAUAAUUUAAAGGCUUGCUCUUCAUUUUUACUCUCAGGGUUUUAGAACCAUUCUUGGAGGAGAACAAUGGCUUCUUCUUCGUGUGCAGUCUCACCUUCAGUUAGAACUGAAUUGUUAAACCCAAUCUCUAAUAGGUUUCUGGCUCCUUCAAGAGUCUAUCAUCAGCCAAGAAGCAAAUGUGAGAUGAUAAACAGGAGGGGUUUUGCUUUAAAGGGGAUUAUGGCAUCUGGUGCCUCGGUCAUGGGUUCUUCCUUGACUAGCGAACCGGUCAAGGGAAUGGAGAGAUUACCAUUCAAGCCAGACGGAUACAAUUACUGGACAUGGCGAGGUCGGAAAAUACAUUAUGUAGUACAAGGGGAAGGGACCCCAAUUGUUCUUAUUCAUGGAUUUGGUGCUUCUGCUUUCCACUGGAGGUAUAACAUACCUGAAUUGGCUAAAAAUUACAAAGUUUAUGCCAUAGAUUUGUUAGGAUUUGGGUGGAGUGAGAAAGCAAUUAUCGAGUAUGAUGCAAUGAUAUGGAGAGAUCAAGUUGUUGAUUUCCUGAAGGAGAUAGUAAAAGAGCCAGCAGUGUUAGUUGGAAACAGUCUUGGAGGGUUUACAGCCUUGGUCGCAGCUGUGGGGUUGCCUGAACAAGUGGUUGGACUCGUGUUACUGAAUAAUGCAGGACAGUUUGGAGACACAAAGGCUAAAAACACCAAAUCUGAGGAAACGUUCUUGCAGAAAACUAUUUUAAAGCCACUGAAGGAAAUUUUCCAGCGUGUUGUUCUUGGGGUUCUAUUCUGGCAAGCAAAGCAACCGAAUCGUAUCGAAUCUGUCCUAAAAAAUGUGUAUAUCAAUACCUCCAAUGUGGAUGAUUAUCUUGUGGAAUCCAUAAAAAUGCCGGCAAAUGAUCCCAAUGCCGGAGAAGUGUACUAUAGGUUGAUGACACGGUUCAUGCUAAAUCAAACCGAGUACACUCUGGACAGUUUCUUGAGCAAGCUAACUUGUCCACUUCUGUUGCUGUGGGGUGACUUAGACCCUUGGGUUGGUCCAGCCAAGGCUAACCGCAUCAAAGAAUUCUACCCGAACACAACCGUCGUGAACCUACAGGCAGGUCACUGCCCACAUGAUGAAGUUCCAGAACUUGUUAAUAAGGCAUUGACUGACUGGUUGUCGAAUUUACUGACAAAAGCUUCGCUCCAGACAGCAUAAAAGAGAUCCAGUUUUAUGACACUGGGAAUCACUCUUUGCUAUAGGAUUACGUAUAAUAUAACUGUAAAUACAUUGAUUACAUGUUUCAUUUUUCAUACAUAUGCGAGAGAGUUGAGUGUUGUUUAUUACAAGGUUCUUGGAAACAAAGGGGGAGGUUUAUAUGGUUUCUGGUAA